AUGGGUACUGGCAGCAGCGACACGGGUAUUGACAGCACUACCAGUAGUAGCAAUGGUUCUAGCUCUUCGACGACGGGAAAUGGUAGAAUAACUCCUGCUAGCACGACCAAGUCGCCCGCAACAUCGGGCAACAGAGCCACAACUUCACCCUCGACCACGCCCACGCCCAAGCCAACCCCAACUAAAACACCUACACCUACUAGCACAAGUAGUACAAACCGCGUUACCAGUCCCCCAUCGCCCACAACAACGCCUUCUACAAGCGGGUCCACGUCGUCGACUGCGACUACAACUGCAGCUCCGACAACAAACGCUACGAGCACCAGCGGAAGCAUCCAGGGCAGUGGCUCCAGCUUGAUCGCCGGGUCAGGCUCAAGCGGUGGAACAACCGAUACGGCUCCGACUUCAAGCGGAUCAAGUAGCGGUGGGGUCGGCAUCGGUGUCAUCGCUGGUAUCGCCUGCGGCUGCAUUGUUGUCGUUCUAGUAAUCGGAGCUAUUCUCUUCUUCAUCUGCCGCCGACAUGACGCAGGAAAACACACAGACGACUCCUACAUGCGACCAACUACAGCACCUUCCAGUCGCCUAACAGCGACCCAAGGAAUGGUGCGCGGACAGACCGGGUUGUGGGACGACGACAUCAUCACUGCCAAGCGGAUCUCGCGCAGCAAAGUUCAGGUCCGGAAUCUCCUCAGUCGAGGCGGGUACGGAGAAGUGUACGCCGGCGUUUUCCACGGUCGGUCGGUCGCGGUCAAGAUGCUGCUCCCAGCUAGUCGCACCGACAUCAAGCACGUCAACAACUUCCUGGCGGAGGCCAAGAUGGCGGCUACGAUGGACCACCCGCGCAUCGUCUCUCUCGUCGGUAUCGCUUGGGACUCGCUGUCCAACCUCUGCGUCGUGUUCGAGUUCAUGGAGGGCGGCGACCUGCGGAGUCUGCUGGACAAGUACCUGCAGAGCGGCCACCCCGUGGGUCUGGACCACCAGAAAGCCACCAUCGCCAUCCACUCGCGCAACGUGCUGCUGAACCGCGACCUGGAGGCCAAGCUGACGGACUUCGGCGUGUCGAGGCAGCGGCUGGACGGCACCAUGACAGCAGGCGUCGGGACGUCGCUGUGGAUGGCGCCCGAGGUGAUGAUGGGCGAGCGCUACGACGACAAGGCGGACAUUUUCUCGCUCGGCGUGAUGCUGUCUGAGCUGGACGUGCACUCGCUGCCGUACGCGCGUGAGAAGCAGACCAUGUCGGACGCGGUUCUGCUGCACCGCAUCGCCUCGGGGACAGCUCGAGUGGCGUUUUCGCCGCAUAGUCCGAGGGAGUUCCAGGCCUUGGGUCUUGCGUGUGUGUCGGUGGAUCCUCGUGAUCGCCCGACCGCCGCCGAAGCGCUGUACAGAAUGCAGCUCAUUUUGGCAAACAAAACGUGCCAAAGCAAUGGUCGUGGCAAUGGAAGGUCUCACCUGGAAUACAGUGGCUCAUCGGAAUCGGGCAGCUACACGAUAUGA
Molecule: messenger RNA, 1494 nt
Organism: Phytophthora sojae
Lineage: Eukaryota; Oomycota; Peronosporomycetes; Peronosporales; Peronosporaceae
Exons: 2
Coding region: 1-1494 (497 amino acids)
Biological process (GO): protein phosphorylation
Molecular function (GO): ATP binding; protein kinase activity
Source: RefSeq, a predicted model, not a curated record